AUGGCGUCCAGGUUUACGAACCUGAGCUGCAAUCCCUUCUCGUCAAAAACCUCACCUUGCACAAUCGGGAACUACGUCCAAUACGCCGUGAAUGCAACGAACGCCGCACAAAUCCGGAAGGCAAUUCAUUUUGCAGCUCGGCACAACAUCCGCCUUGUCAUCCGCAAUACUGGCCAUGACCUACUUGGGAAGUCUACUGGGGCUGGCGGUCUGGCAAUCUGGGUGCAUUUCAUGAAAGAAAUUUCCAUAGUGGACUACGUCUCCUCUCACUAUUCCGGCAAAGCCAUGAAGAUGGGAGCUGGGGUCCAAUCCUUUGAAGCGAGUGGCGCCGCCUAUAAAGCUGGACUUGUUGUCGUAGGCGGCAACUGUCCAACGGUCGGGCUGGCAGGGGGAUAUUCGCAAGGCGGCGGGCAUGGCCAACUGGCGUCUCAUGUAGGCCUCGCCGCUGAUCAGGUCCUGGAAUGGGAGGUCGUUCUGGCGGAUGGGAAGAUGGUGACAGCAUCGCCCAUAGAAUAUCCGGAUCUCUACUGGGCGCUGUCAGGUGGAGGUGGAGGCACCUACGGUGUCGUUGUGUCGAUGACAAGCAAGGCCUACCCUGAGCUGCCGACGACGUCGGGUAACCUUUCAUUCUUCGACACGGGUGUAUCACGAGAUGCUUUCUUUGCAGCGGUCGCCGUGUUCAUAUCGAUUCUUCCCUCGAUCGGGGACGCUGGAGGUGCAAGUGUUUGGUGGUUAACCAACACUACCUUGUCAACGACGCCUACUACCAUUCCGGGCGGCACAGCUAUACUUUUCAAUUCUCUUUUCAGUCCUUUAAUUGCGUUCCUCGAACAAAACAACAUACAACACACGUAUGAUGUGAGCGAUUUUCCUACAUACUUCGAUGCGUACCAGACGAUGAGCCCGCAGGAGACCAUAACUGAUCAACUUGCUGGUGGUCGCCUGAUUCCAAGAUCCGUAGUUGAGCAAAACUUGGACAAUCUAACCACCCUAUUCCGUGACACCGUCGAGAAAAAUGCUGGAUUUCUCAUUUCAGGGGUUGUGGUCAACUCGUCUCGUGUUGCGUAUCCUGAAAACAGUGUGAAUCCAGCCUGGCGAGAUGCAAUGAUGGAUGUUGUAAUUGGAGCGUUGUUCGACUAUACUGACAUCGGUAGAAAUGUGGCACUCCAGCAACUCAUCAGCAAUGUUCUAAUGCCCCUGUUAGAAGAUUGGACCCCGGGAAGUGGUGCAUACUUGAGUGAAGCCGAUCCAAAUCAGAAGGAUUGGCAACAGGCGUUUUAUGGGGAUAACUAUGACAAUUUACUAGCCAUUAAGAGAAAGUACGAUCCCCACAAUAGCUUCUAUGCUUUCAAGGGUGUGGGGAGUGAGGUGUGGACAGAGGCCGAAAAUGGGCGAUUGUGUAAGUCGCAAAGCUAUCCGAGGGGCUGA
This is a messenger RNA of Penicillium digitatum Pd1, 1428 nucleotides long. Its product is annotated as FAD-dependent oxidoreductase. The record is from RefSeq and is a predicted model, not a curated record. NCBI's taxonomy places the organism in Eukaryota, Fungi, Ascomycota, Eurotiomycetes, Eurotiales, Aspergillaceae. Gene Ontology annotation, molecular function: oxidoreductase activity; FAD binding.